AUGGCAUCGACAAAGUUAUUAGAAGAUAUUAAAACAGAUGUUCAACAGAAAACAAAUGCUGAAAUGCAAUCACUUAUUGAAAAAGCAGCCGAUUUAGUACUUAAUUGUGAAGCUAUUUUAUUUACUAGUGGUGCUGGAAUGGGUGUAAGUAGUGGACUUGGUACAUUUCGAGGUGCUGCAGCUGGUGUUUGGCCACCUUUAUUAAAGCAUCCAGAAUUAGAUUUUACUGAUAUGAGUAAUCCACAAUGGUUUCGAAAGCCACAAGGUAAUAGUGAUAAACACAAUACGGCUAAUUUUGGUUAUGCUUUUUGGGCAUAUCGAUACAAUGCUUAUACAUCAGCUGCUCCACAUCUUGGUUAUGAAAUUACUAAACGAUGGAGUGAAUUGAAUAAUGUUAAAUCUUCAUUUAGUUUUACUAGUAAUAUUGAUGGUCAUUGGAUAAAAUCAGGUUGGAAUGAAUCAGCAGUUCUUGAAUGUCAUGGUUCUGUUCAUUAUAUGCAAUGUAUUGAUCAAUGUCGUAAACAUAUAUGGGAUACUAACAAUGCAUUGAAAUUGAAUGUAGAUUCAAAAACGGAUUGUGUUAUUGAUCCUUUACCGCAAUGUCCUGAUUGUAAGAAUUUAGCAAGACCAAAUGUAUUAAUGUUUGGCGAUUGGGAAUAUUUAGACGAUCGAUUAAAUGAACAAAUCGUUCAUUACGAAAAAUUUAAAUCUGACAUUGCUGGUGCAAAAGGCAGAUUAUUAAUUAUUGAAUUAGGAGCUGGUACAGCUGUUCCAACCGUUAGAGCACAAAGUGAAGUAAUAUUUGCCGAUUCAAGAUGGACAGCUGAUUUUAUUCGUAUUAAUCCAUUAGAAGAACAUUCGAUAAUUAGUUUGUAUUACAAAAAUAAAAGUAAAGGACAAACAAUAGAAAUUGCUCUUGAUGCAUUAACAGCUUUGAAAUUAAUUGAUGAAGCAAUCAAGAAGAAAUUGAAACAAUAA
Messenger RNA from Rotaria sordida, 978 nucleotides. The record is from the annotation of a GenBank genome assembly. Lineage: Eukaryota; Metazoa; Rotifera; Eurotatoria; Philodinida; Philodinidae.